Molecule: messenger RNA, 7989 nt
Organism: Coregonus sp. 'balchen'
Lineage: Eukaryota; Metazoa; Chordata; Actinopteri; Salmoniformes; Salmonidae
Source: the annotation of a GenBank genome assembly
AUGAACCUGCGGUCUGUGUUCACACUGGAGCAACAGCGAGUCCUGGAGAGCUACUAUGACAACGGGAUGACCAAUCAGAGCAAGAGCUGCUUCCAGCUGAUCCUUCAGUGUUCUCAGGAGACCAAACUGGACUUCAGCGUGGUGCGGGUACGUAGGGACUUCAGCAUGGUGCGGGUACGUAGGGACUUCAGCGUGGUACGUAGGGACUUCAGCGUGGUGCGGGUACGUAGGGACUUCAGCGUGGUACGUAGGGACUUCAGCGUGGUGCGGGUACGUAGGGACUUCAGCGUGGUACGUAGGGACUUCAGCGUGGUGCGGGUACGUAGGGACUUCAGCGUGGUACGUAGGGACUUCAGCGUGGUACGUAGGGACUUCAGCUUGGUACGUAGCGACUUCAGCAUGGUGCGGGUAUGUAGGGACUUCAGCGUGGUACGUAGGGACUUCAGCGUGGUACGUAGGGACUUCAGCGUUGUACGUAGGGACUUCAGCGUGGUACGUAGGGACUUCAGCGUGGUACGGGUAUGUAGGGACUUUAGCAUGGUACGUAGGGACUUCAGCGUGGUGCGGGUAUGUAGGGACUUCAGCGUGGUGCGGGUAUGUAGGGACUUCAGCUUGGUACGUAGGGACUUCAGCAUGGUGUGGGUUCGUAGGGACUUCAGCGGGGUGCGGGUAGGUAGGGACUUCAGCGUGGUACGUAGGGACUUCAGCGGGGUGCGGGUAGGUAGGGACUUCAGCGUGGUACGUAGGGACUUCAGCGUGGUGCGGGUACUUAGGGACUUCAGCGUGGUGCGGGUACGUAGGGACUUCAGCGUGGUGUGGGUACGUAGGGACUUCAGCGUGGUGCGGGUAUGUAGGGACUUCAGCUUGGUACGUAGGGACUUCAGCAUGGUGUGGGUUCGUAGGGACUUCAGCGGGGGUGCGGGUAGGUAGGGACUUCAGCGUGGUACGUAGGGACUUCAGCGUGAUGCGGGUACGUAGGGACUUCAGCGUGGUACGUAGGGACUUCAGCGUGGUGCGGGUACGUAGGGACUUCAGCGUGGUGUGGGUACGUAGGGACUUCAGCGUGGUGCGGGUAUGUAGGGACUUCAGCUUGGUGCGUAGGGACUUCAGCAUGGUGUGGGUUCGUAGGGACUUCAGCGGGGUGCGGGUAGGUAGGGACUUCAGCGUGGUACGUAGGGACUUCAGCGUGAUGCGGGUACGUAGGGACUUCAGCGUGGUACGUAGGGACUUCAGCGUGGUGCGGGUACGUAGGGACUUCAGCGUGGUGCGGGUACGUAGGGACUUCAGCGUGGUACGUAGGGACUUCAGCGUGGUGCGGGUACGUAGGGACUUCAGCGUGGUACGUAGGGACUUCAGCAUGGUAUGUAGGGACUUCAGCGUGGUACGUAGGGACUUCAGCGUGGUACGUAGGGACUUCAGCGUGGUGCGGGUACGUAGGGACUUCAGCGUGGUGCGGGUACGUAGGGACUUCAGCGUGGUACGUAGGGACUUCAGCGUGGUGCGGGUACUUAGGGACUUCAGCGUGGUACGUAGGGACUUCAGCGUGGUGCGGGUACGUAGGGACUUCAGCGUGGUGUGGGUUCGUAGGGACUUCAGCGUGGUGCGGGUUCGUAGGGAUUUCAGCGUGGUGCGGGUUUGUAGGGACUUCGGCGUGGUACGUAGGGACGUCAGCAUGGUGCGGGUAUGUAGGGACUUCAGCGUGGUACGUAGGGACUUCAGCGUGGUACGUAGGGACUUCAGCGUUGUACGUAGGGACUUCAGCGUGGUACGUAGGGACUUCAGCGUGGUACGGGUACGUAGGGACUUUAGCAUGGUACGUAGGGACUUCAGCGUGGUGCGGGUUCGUAGGGACUUCAGCGUGGUGCGGGUAUGUAGGGACUUCAGCGUGGUGCGGGUAUGUAGGGACUUCAGCUUGGUACGUAGGGACUUCAGCAUGGUGUGGCUUCGUAGGGACUUCAGCGGGGUGCGGGUAGGUAGGGACUUCAGCGGGGUGCGGGUAGGUAGGGACUUCAGCGUGGUACGUAGGGACAUCAGCGUGGUGCGGGUACGAAGGGACUUCAGCGUGGUGCGGGUACUUAGGGACUUCAGCGUGGUGCGGGUACGUAGGGACUUCAGCGUGGUGUGGGUACGUAGGGACUUCAGCGUGGUGCGGGUACGUAGGGACUUCAGCGUGGUACGUAGGGACUUCAGCAUGGUAUGUAGGGACUUCAGCGUGGUACGUAGGGACUUCAGCGUGGUACGUAGGGACUUCAGCGUGGUACAUAGGGACUUCAGCUUGGUACGUAGGGACUUCAGCUUGGUACGUAGGGACUUCAGCGUGGUGUGGGUACGUAGGGACUUCAGCGUGGUACGUAGGGGCUUCAGCAUGGUGCGGGUACGUAGGGAUUCAGCGUGGUGCGUGUACGUAGGGAAUUCAGCUUGGUACGUAGGGACUUCAGCGUGGUGUGGGUUCGUAGGGACAUCAGCGGGGUGCGGGUACGUAGGGACUUCAGCGUGGUGCGGGUACGUAGGGACUUCAGCGUGGUACGUAGGGACUUCAGCGUGGUGCGGGUACGUAGGGACUUCAGCGUGGUACGUAGGGACUUCACCAUGGUAUGUAGGGACUUCAGCGUGGUAUGUAGGGACUUCAGCGUUGUACGUAGGGACUUCAGCGUGGUACGUAGGGACUUCAGCUUGGUACGUAGGGACUUCAGCUUGGUACGUAGGGACUUCAGCUUGGUACGUAGGGACUUCAGCUUGGUACGUAGGGACUUCAGCGUGGUACGUAGGGACUUCAGCGUGGUGUGGGUACGUAGGGACUUCAGCGUGGUGCGGGUACGUAGGGACUUCAGCGUGGUACGUAGGGACUUCAGCGUGGUGCGGGUACUUAGGGACUUCAGCGUGGUACGUAGGGACUUCAGCGUGGUGCGGGUACGUAGGGACUUCAGCGUGGUGUGGGUUCGUAGGGACUUCAGCGUGGUGCGGGUUCGUAGGGAUUUCAGCGUGGUGCGGGUUUGUAGGGACUUCAGCGUGGUACGUAGGGACGUCAGCAUGGUGCGGGUAUGUAGGGACUUCAGCGUGGUACGUAGGGACUUCAGCGUGGUACGUAGGGACUUCAGCGUGGUACGGGUACGUAGGGACUUUAGCAUGGUACGUAGGGACUUCAGCGUGGUGCGGGUUCGUAGGGACUUCAGCGUGGUGCGGGUAUGUAGGGACUUCAGCGUGGUGCGGGUUCGUAGGGACUUCAGCGUGGUGCGGGUACGUAGGGACUUCAGCGUGGUGCGGGUAUGUAGGGACUUCAGCUUGGUACGUAGGGACCUCAGCAUGGUGUGGGUUCGUAGGGACUUCAGCGGGGUGCGGGUAGGUAGGGACUUCAGCGUGGUACGUAGAGGCUUCAGCGUGGUGCAGGUUCAUGGGGACUUCAGCGUGGUGCGGGUACCUAGGGACUUCAGCGUGGUAUGUUAGGACUUCAGUGUGGUGCGGGUACGUAGGGACUUCAGCGUGAUGCGGGUUCGUAGGGACUUCAGCGUGGUACGUAGGGGCUUCAGCGUGGUGCGGGUUCGUAGGGACUUCAGCGUGGUACGUAGGGCUUUCAGCGUGAUGCGGGUACGUAGGGAAUUCAGCUUGGUACGUAGGGACUUCAGCUUCGUACGUAGGGACUUCAGCGUGGUGCGGGUACGUAGGGACUUCAGCGUGGUAUGUAGGGACUUCAGCGUUGUACGUAGGGACUUCAGCGUGGUACGUAGGGACUUCAGCUUGGUACGUAGGGACUUCAGCUUGGUACGUAGGGACUUCAGCUUGGUACGUAGGGACUUCAGCGUGGUACGUAGGGACUUCAGCGUGGUGCGGGUACGUAGGGACUUCAGCGUGGUGCGGGUAAGUAGGGACUUCAGCGUGGUACGUAGGGACUUCAGCGUGGUGCGGGUACUUAGGGACUUCAGCGUGGUACGUAGGGACUUCAGCGUGGUGCGGGUACGUAGGGACUUCAGCGUGGUGUGGGUUCGUAGGGACUUCAGCGUGGUGCGGGUUCGUAGGGAUUUCAGCGUGGUGCGGGUUUGUAGGGACUUCAGUGUGGUACGUAGGGACGUCAGCAUGGUGCGGGUAUGUAGGGACUUCAGCGUGGUACGUAGGGACUUCAGCGUGGUACGUAGGGACUUCAGCGUGGUACGUAGGGACUUCAGCGUGGUACGGGUACGUAGGGACUUUAGCAUGGUACGUAGGGACUUCAGCGUGGUGCGGGUUCGUAGGGACUUCAGCGUGGUGCGGGUAUGUAGGGACUUCAGCGUGGUGCGGGUUCGUAGGGACUUCAGCGUGGUGCGGGUACGUAGGGACUUCAGCGUGGUGCGGGUAUGUAGGGACUUCAGCUUGGUACGUAGGGACUUCAGCAUGGUGUGGGUUCGUAGGGACUUCAGCGGGGUGCGGGUAGGUAGGGACUUCAGCGUGGUACGUAGGGGCUUCAGCGUGGUGCAGGUUCAUGGGGACUUCAGCGUGGUGCGGGUACCUAGGGACUUCAGCGUGGUAUGUUAGGACUUCAGUGUGGUGCGGGUACGUAGGGACUUCAGCGUGAUGCGGGUUCGUAGGGACUUCAGCGUGGUACGUAGGGGCUUCAGCGUGGUGCGGGUUCGUAGGGACUUCAGCGUGGUACGUAGGGCUUUCAGCGUGAUGCGGGUACGUAGGGAAUUCAGCUUGGUACGUAGGGACUUCAGCUUCGUACGUAGGGACUUCAGCGUGGUGCGGGUACGUAGGGACUUCUGCGUGGUGCGGGUUCGUAGGGACUUCAGCGUGGUGUGGGUACGUAGGGACUUCAGCUUGGUGCGUAGGGACUUCAGCGUGGUGUGGGUUCGUAGGGACUUCAGCAUGGUAAGUAGGGACUUCUGCGUGGUGCAGGUUCGUAGGGACUUCAGUGUGGUACGUUGGGACUUCAGCGUGGUGCGGGUUCGUAGGGACUUCAGCGUGGUACGUAGGGACUUCAGCGUGGUGCGGGUUCGUAGGGACUUCAGCAUGGUACGGGUUCAUAGGGACUUCAGCGUGGUAGGUAGGGACUUCAGCGUGGUACGGGUAAGUAGGGACUUCAGCGUGGUACGGGUACGUAGGGACUUCAGCGUGGUACGUUGGGAACUCAGCGUGGUGCGGGUUCGUAGGGACUUCAGCGUGGUACGUAGGGACUUCAGCAUGGUACGGGUUCAUAGGGACUUCAGCGUGGUAUGGGUACGUAGGGACUUCAGCAUGGUACGUAGGGACUUCAGCGUGGUGCGGGUUCGUAGGGACUUCAGCGUGGUGCGGGUAUGUACGGACUUCAGCGUGGUGCGGCUACGUAGGGACUUCAGCGUGGUGCGGGUACGUAGGGACUUCAGCUUGGUGCGGGUUCGUAGGGACUUCAGCAUGGUACGUAGGGACUUCUGCGUGGUGCAGGUACGUAGGGACUUCAGCGUGGUACGUUGGGACUUCAGCGUGGUGCGGGUUCGUAGGGACUUCAGCGUGGUACGUUGGGACUUCAGCGUGGUGCGGGUACGUAGGGACUUCAGCAUGGUACGUAGGGACUUCAGCGUGGUGCGGGUUCGUAGGGACUUCAGCAUGGUGCGGGUACGUAGGGACUUCAGCAUGGUACGUAGGGACUUCAGCGUGGUGCGGGUACUUAGGGACUUCAGCGUGGUACGUAGGGACUUCAGCGUGGUGCGGGUACGUAGGGACUUCAGCGUGGUACGUAGGGACUUCAGCGUGGUACGUUGGGACUUCAGCGUGGUGCGGGUUCGUAGGGACUUCAGCGUGGUACGUUGGGACUUCAGCGUGGUGCGGGUACGUAGGGACUUCAGCAUGGUACGUAGGGACUUCAGCGUGGUGCGGGUUCGUAGGGACUUCAGCGUGGUGCGGGUACGUAGGGACUUCAGCAUGGUACGUAGGGACUUCAGCGUGGUGCGGGUUUGUAGGGACUUCAGCGUGGUGCGGGUACGUAGGGACUUCAGCUUGGUGCGUAGGGACUUCAGCGUGGUGCGGGUUCGUAGGGACUUCAGCAUGGUACGUAGGGACUUCAGCGUGGUGCGGGUAUGUAGGGACUUCAGCAUGGUACGUAGGGACUUCAGCGUGGUGCGGGUUCGUAGGGACUUCAGCAUGGUACGUAGGGACUUCAGCGUGGUGCGGGUAUGUAGGGACUUCAGCGUGGUGCGGGUAUGUAGGGACUUCAGCGUGGUGUGGGUACGUAGGGACUUCAGCUUGGUACGUAGGGACUUCAGCAUGGUGUGGGUUCGUAGGGACUUCAGCGGGGUGCGGGUAGGUAGGGACUUCAGCGUGGUACAUAGGGGCUUCAGCGUGGUGCAGGUUCAUGGGGACUUCAGCGUGGUGCGGGUACCUAGGGACUUCAGCGUGGUAUGUUAGGACUUCAGUGUGGUGCGGGUACGUAGGGACUUCAGCGUGAUGCGGGUUCGUAGGGACUUCAGCGUGGUACGUAGGGGCUUCAGCGUGGUGCGGGUUCGUAGGGACUUCAGCGUGGUACGUAGGGCUUUCAGCGUGAUGCGGGUACGUAGGGAAUUCAGCUUGGUACGUAGGGACUUCAGCUUCGUACGUAGGGACUUCAGCGUGGUGCGGGUACGUAGGGACUUCUGCGUGGUGCGGGUUCGUAGGGACUUCAGCGUGGUGUGGGUACGUAGGGACUUCAGCUUGGUGCGUAGGGACUUCAGCGUGGUGUGGGUUCGUAGGGACUUCAGCAUGGUAAGUAGGGACUUCUGCGUGGUGCAGGUUCGUAGGGACUUCAGUGUGGUACGUUGGGACUUCAGCGUGGUGCGGGUUCGUAGGGACUUCAGCGUGGUACGUAGGGACUUCAGCGUGGUGCGGGUUCGUAGGGACUUCAGCAUGGUACGGGUUCAUAGGGGCUUCAGCGUGGUAGGUAGGGACUUCAGCGUGGUACGGGUAAGUAGGGACUUCAGCGUGGUACGGGUACGUAGGGACUUCAGCGUGGUACGUUGGGAACUCAGCGUGGUGCGGGUUCGUAGGGACUUCAGCGUGGUACGUAGGGACUUCAGCAUGGUACGGGUUCAUAGGGACUUCAGCGUGGUACGGGUACGUAGGGACUUCAGCAUGGUACGUAGGGACUUCAGCGUGGUGCGGGUUCGUAGGGACUUCAGCGUGGUGCGGGUAUGUACGGACUUCAGCGUGGUGCGGGUACGUAGGGACUUCAGCGUGGUGCGGGUACGUAGGGACUUCAGCUUGGUGCGGGUUCGUAGGGACUUCAGCAUGGUACGUAGGGACUUCUGCGUGGUGCAGGUACGUAGGGACUUCAGCGUGGUACGUUGGGACUUCAGCGUGGUGCGGGUUCGUAGGGACUUCAGCGUGGUACGUUGGGACUUCAGCGUGGUGCGGGUUCGUAGGGACUUCAGCAUGGUGCGGGUACGUAGGGACUUCAUCAUGGUACGUAGGGACUUCAGCGUGGUGCGGGUACUUAGGGACUUCAGCGUGGUACGUAGGGACUUCAGCGUGGUGCGGGUACGUAGGGACUUCAGCGUGGUACGUAGGGACUUCAGCGUGGUACGUUGGGACUUCAGCGUGGUGCGGGUUCGUAGGGACUUCAGCGUGGUACGUUGGGACUUCAGCGUGGUGCGGGUACGUAGGGACUUCAGCAUGGUACGUAGGGACUUCAGCGUGGUGCGGGUUCGUAGGGACUUCAGCGUGGUGCGGGUACGUAGGGACUUCAGCAUGGUACGUAGGGACUUCAGCGUGGUGCGGGUUUGUAGGGACUUCAGCGUGGUGCGGGUACGUAGGGACUUCAGCUUGGUGCGUAGGGACUUCAGCGUGGUGCGGGUUCGUAGGGACUUCAGCAUGGUACGUAGGGACUUCAGCGUGGUGCGGGUAUGUAGGGACUUCAGCAUGGUACGUAGGGACUUCAGCGUGGUGCGGGUUCGUAGGGACUUCAGCAUGGUACGUAGGGACUUCAGCGUGGUGCGGGUAUGUAGGGACUUCAGCGUGGUGCGGGUAUGUAGGGACUUCAGCAUGGUGUGGGUACGUAGGGACUUCAGCUUG